GGAGAAUCCAGCCACUAAACACCACUGCAGUCCUGCACCGUUACUCUUCACCAAUACUCUAACAAAAAACACAAGGCUGAAAAUUGCAUAAUACCAAAGGAAGAUCUUAUUCUUUGCUGGAACUUGGAGACUGUCCUUCUUGAUUGUGCCACUGGAAGCUUCUCUUAGUACCUUUGCUUGGCACAGGGGAUGAGGAUGUGCUGCCCGCAUAGGGUGAGAAAGAUCCUGACGUGAUGGGGUGCAGGACGAGCAAAGUCGUCCCUGAAACACCGACAAAUGUCCAGCUUGACCUUGUGAAGAAAGUUGAGGUGCAGCAAACCAAUGUCGAUAAGAACUUUUGUGCAAAUGGAAGUGCUGAGAAAACUGGAUCUCCUUCCUCUCGUAGUCAGAGCCAGGCUAGGGGCACUGCCACAAUUUCCCCUACAGCGGGAAAAGGUCAGUCAGUGCCUCCUGACUCACGGCGAAACAAAGUGGCCAAGUGCCGGGUCAAGUUUGACCCUCGGGUGACAGCUAAGUAUGAGAUCAAGGCACUAAUUGGGCGUGGCAGCUUUAGCCGUGUGGUGCGUGUGGAGCACAAAGGUACACGGCAGCCAUUUGCCAUAAAGAUGAUCGAAACUCGUUGCCGCGAGGGCCGUGAGGUGUGCGAGUCAGAGCUGCGAGUGUUGCGGCGUGUGCGCCACACUAACAUCAUCCAGCUGAUGGAGGUCUUUGAGACGGCUGAGCGUGUGUACAUGGUAAUGGAGUUGGCCACAGGUGGUGAGCUCUUUGACCGUAUUAUUGCACGUGGCUCCUUUACAGAGCGAGAUGCCACACGUGUUCUCCGAAUGGUGCUUGAUGGCGUACGCUACCUGCACAUGCUUGGCAUCACCCACCGGGAUCUCAAGCCUGAGAACUUGCUCUACUACCAUCCGGGUGCAGACUCCAAGAUUAUGAUUACUGACUUUGGCCUGGCAAGCACACGCAAAAAGGGUGACGAGUGCAUGAUGAAAACUACAUGUGGCACACCUGAGUACAUAGCACCUGAAAUCCUGGUGCGAAAACCCUACACUAAUGCUGUGGACAUGUGGGCACUGGGUGUCAUUUCCUAUAUUCUUUUAAGUGGCACCAUGCCAUUUGAGGAUGACAACCGGAUGCGCCUUUACCGUCAGAUCCUCAAGGGCAAAUACAGCUUUUCAGGAGAGCCAUGGCCAAGUGUGUCCAACUUGGCAAAGGACUUUAUUGACCGAGUGCUGACAGUGGACCCGAGUGAAAGACUGACGGCAGGCCAGGCACUUAAGCACCCCUGGAUUGUUAGUAUGGCUGCUUCAUCCCCCUUGAAGAACCUACAGCGCUGCAUCUCUCAGAACCUACUAAAGAGGGCAUCGUCACGCUGCCACAGCACCAAGUCAGCACAGUCCGUACGCUCCAAUCGCUCAAGCAAGUCAGGACGAGCACGUCGUGCCAGAGAGAAGGAGCUGAGGGAACUCAACCGCCGCUACCAGCAACAGUACACUGGCUGAAAAUCAGGCAUUACACUACACACUCUGUUACUAAAAAGAUUUACUAGGCGUGUGCCGACAAUUAGUUUUAGAAUAUUACAUAUUGUAAUAUUCAUCUUGCACAAAAUUGUGAUUGGAGACAGUUGAUCAUCAGACCUGAUAUUUGUUCAGAGGGGAACAUAUAAAAAGCUGUCAUUUAAUGCUGCAUUGGUUAGAAUUUUGGGUCUAGCAGUUUUACUUCAUAAAUCCACCUUCAAAGGCUAAUAUGCCCAAUACAUUAAAAGAAAUCCU
This is a messenger RNA of Trichomycterus rosablanca, 1769 nucleotides long. RefSeq names its product protein serine kinase H1 (gene pskh1). The transcript is spliced from 3 exons. The record is from RefSeq and is a predicted model, not a curated record. Bases 234 to 1499 code for a protein of 421 amino acids. Lineage: Eukaryota; Metazoa; Chordata; Actinopteri; Siluriformes; Trichomycteridae. Gene Ontology annotation, molecular function: protein kinase activity; ATP binding. Gene Ontology annotation, biological process: protein phosphorylation.